AUGGAUUCCAGUCCUAAUCACACCCAAAAGCCUCAUGCUGUAUUUGUACCAUUUCCAGCACAGGGUCAUGUGAAUCCCUUCAUGCAAUUAGCAAAACUCUUCCGUUGCAACGGUUUCCACAUAACCUUUGUGAACACUGAAUUCAACCACAAACGUUUGAUAAAAUCUCUUGGAGAAGAGUUUGUGAAAGGUCUCCCAGAUUUUCAAUUCGAGACCAUACCUGAUGGUUUACCAGAAUCAGAUAAGGAUGCAACACAGGAUAUUCCAACGUUGUGUGACUCAACUAGGAAAAACUGUUAUGGUCCAUUCAAAGAGCUUGUGAUUAAGCUCAACACUUCAUCACCUUAUCCAGUUACUUGCAUAGUUGCUGAUGGAACUUUUGGGUUUGCUGGAAGAGUGGCUAGAGAUUUAGGAAUUCCAGAGUUACAAUUGUGGACAGCUUCUGCUUGUGGCUUUGUUGGAUAUUUGCAAUUUGAGGAACUUGUCAAAAGAGGAAUUCUUCCAUUCAAAGAUGAAAAUUUCAUGGUCGAUGGCACAUUGGAUACAAGUUUAGAUUGGAUAACAGGAAUGAAAGAUAUAAGAUUAAAAGAUCUUCCAAGUUUUAUAAGAGUCACUGAUUUAAAUGAUAUUAUGUUCGAUUUCUUGGGUUCUGAGGCACAAAAUUGUUUGAAAUCAUCAGCAAUCAUCAUUAAUACAUUUGAAGAAUUGGAAGGUGAAGCUCUUGACAACCUCACGGCCAAAAAUCCAAACAUAUAUAGUAUUGGACCAAUGAACAUUCUUGGUAGGCAUUUUCCCGAGCAAGAUAAUGGUUUUAAAGCAAGUGGUUCAAAUUUUUGGAAAAGUGAUCCAAAAUGUAUAAAAUGGUUGAAUAAAUGGGAAUCUUGCUCGGUAUUAUAUAUUAAUUAUGGAAGUAUAACUGUUAUGACAAAUCAUCACUUGAAAGAAUUUGCUUGGGGAAUAGCAAAUAGCAAGGUACCAUUUUUAUGGAUAAUGAGGUCAGAUGUUGUAAUGGGUGAAGAAACUUCAAGUUUGCCACAAGAGUUUUUAGAUGAAGUUAAGGAUAUAGGAUACAUAACUAGUUGGUGCUCUCAAGACCAAGUUCUUGCUCAUCCAUCUGUUGGGGGAUUUUUAACUCAUUGUGGUUGGAAUUCGACACUUGAAGCUAUUACAUAUGGUGUGCCCACUAUUUGUUGGCCUUUCUUUGCCGAACAACAAACAAAUUGUAGGUAUUUAUGCAACAUUUGGAAAAUAGGAAUGGAGAUCAACUACGAUGUGAAAAGGGAAGAGAUAACAAAUAUUGUCAUAGAACUGAUGGAAGGACAAAAGGGAAAAGAAAUGAGACAAAAGAGCUUAGAGUGGAAAAAGAAAACUAUAAUUGCUACUGAUUUGGGAGGAUCGUCAUAUAAGAAUUUUCAUAAAUUAAUCAAAAAGAUUCUUCGUUAG
This is a messenger RNA of Vicia faba (fava bean), 1443 nucleotides long. Lineage: Eukaryota; Viridiplantae; Streptophyta; Magnoliopsida; Fabales; Fabaceae. The record is from the annotation of a GenBank genome assembly.